UUCCAUUUGUAUGGCAGAAAGAAAAGCUUUUUAUCCGUUCACGAAAAAAAUCGGAAAACGGGAAUACAUUUCUAGUCGACGUUUCAUAGGAACAUUUUUGGAAAUUGCAAUUUAGUAUCGUCGCGAAUGCAGUGUGGAUCAAUACUCGUAAAACGUUGGAGCUCCGUGUACGCGAAAACUGAAAACCAAACACACAUACACACACAUAGAAUCCUUUUCCUUCUCUGCAUGUGUGUUGUGUCUGUGUGUGUUUGCUAACUGUAAAGGAAGAAAAAAUCUUGAAUUUUUUCGGGGGUAGACAUGAUUGUCCUUCAUCGGGUUUUGAGGAAUCUUAAAUAUUUUUGUUAAAAGAAAAUAAAAAAAAUUGAAACAUCUUCUCGAUUUGUUAAGCAAAAGUACGCGUACGGAGCAAGCAAACAAAGUGAAGCUAUUGUCUGAAAUAUUAUGUAAAAACAAGUAACACCAGCUACAACAUAGUAUAGUCAAACCCAACAACAUGAAAAUAAAAUCGCGCAAAAAUUACUAUAGCCAACAAAGUAGUGACACUGUUUUUGUUGUUGUUGACAUCAAAUGACAAUAGUCCUCCAUACAACAAAUUAACCACAAAAACAAAUACAACAACAAACACGGCAUACCGUUAUUAAAGAGAUAAAAAUAAAAACACGACAACAAUUUAAAUCACAACAAAUUAAAAGCAAAAAAAAAAAAAAAAAUACUCAAUCAUAGAAAUCUAAACAACAACAAAAGACAGAACCCCGUCAGUUUCAUGUGAACACCAUUAGAAAAGCAAAAAAAAAAGCUAAACUAAACAAGCCUUCGUAAAUAAAUAAUUCAGAAGCGUAUCGAGUGAGUUUAAAUGGCUUUUAUCGCUACAUUUGGAUAUUGAAGUGCAUGUCCCAGGCCAUAAAACGUCAACAUGAAAUGUAAAUAUAAACUAAAUUGAAGUGAAUUGCAGAGCGUACAACAACUUGCCUAGCUUAGCCAGCCGGUCGACCGUACACAUACACACUCACACAGUUACAACACCCGUUGGUAUCCUCCGAAUUUCGAAUCAAUAUUCCAUUUAGAUCAGCCUAAAAGUGCGGUUCGUGUGGUUUGGUUUUUUUUGGAACACGCAAAGCCAAUGCGGGAAGGCGUUAUUGCAACAUUGUAAUGAAAUUUUUCAAACAUAUCACCAGAUCCACAAGAUAUCGCGAAUAACAACAGCAGCGGCAGUAAUAACCAAUUUUAGGCAAAUUUUGAAAAUAGAUGAACCCAUGAAACGAAAAUAAAUAGAAAACUAAAAAAAAAAAACAAAAAAAGAGGAACGCUGUUGCAACAAAAAUGUUGUCUUUAGCAGGAUCCACAACAACAGCCGUUGAAUUCCCACUAAAUAAACGAGGGCACAGAAACCAAUCAAGAAGAAAAACAAUAUUAAGGCCAUCACCAUCAGCCCCUCCACCACCCCCACAACCAUUCUCAUCAGCAGUAGCAGCAGCAACAUCAACAGCCACUGCAAUUCCAUCAGAGACUGCAACAUCUUUGCCGCCAUUGCCGUUCACAUUAAACAUGGAUUCGAUGGAAGACUCAAUUUGUCCAGCAACAACAACAAUUUCAAAGUCUUCUUCAUUGUCGCGUAAUCCGCCAUUAAUCCAUCAUAAGACGUUGAUGCCCAACAUAGCCAUUGGUCAUCGUGGCAGCACAAAGUGCACCUUAUUCCGACGCCUGCAUUCGAUGUUCUUGAUUUCAUUGCUGGCCUUAAUCCUAUCCGGCUGUUGUUUGACCACAGCCGCGGCCUUCCAAUUGGACGGCUCCCAGAACUCAUUCGCCCAAUUUCGCAAAUGGUAUGUCGGCCUGAAUGGUUCCCUUGAACUGGAAUUCAAAACAGAGCAGCCCAACGGCCUGGUCCUGUACACGGAUGACGGUGGCACCUAUGAUUUUUUCGAAUUGAAACUGGUCGAGGGCGCCUUACGACUGCGCUAUAAUUUGGGUGGGGGUGCACAGAUAAUAACAGUUGGACGCGAUUUACACGAUGGACAUUGGCAUAAGGUUCAGGUCAUACGCAACGAUGAACAGACCUCUUUGAUUGUUGAUGGCGUUUCACAGAGUCGCACCACCAAGGGCAAGGAGUUUCAGUUCGGGAAAUUUGCCACCAAUUCCGAUGUCUAUGUCGGCGGCAUGCCCAAUUGGUACAGCACCAAAUUGGCUCUGUUGGCCCUGCCCAGUGUCAUCUUCGAACCAAGAUUUCGCGGAUCGAUUCGGAAUCUUGUCUAUGCCGACCAACCGGGUGGUCAGACGCGGCGCCAAGAAAUGAAACAGCCCCGCGACAUCAAGUGCGGCGAUGGGCCAUGCGAUCACAGCGAAAUGCCCAAGGAAAAGGUGACGCGCAAUUUGCGUGGCAGCAAUAUGACAGACGCCUGCGAACGCCAUGAUCCGUGCCAGCACGGUGGCAUUUGCAUAUCAACCGAUUCCGGCCCCAUCUGCGAGUGCAGAAAUCUAGAAUACGAUGGACAAUAUUGUGAAAAAGAAAAGGCCCCGUCGGAGGCGACUUUUCGCGGUACACAGUUCCUUUCAUAUGAUCUCGGUCAGACGGGUGCUGAACCUAUUGUCAGUGCCCAGGAUGCCAUAACAUUAUAUUUUCGCACCAGACAACCAAAUGGUUUACUAUUUUAUACGGGACACGGCACUGAUUACUUGAAUUUGGCUUUGCGUGAUGGCGGUGUUUCCCUAACCAUGGGCCUGGCCAAUGGCAAACAGGAAAUGCACAUCAAACCCUCGAAAAUACGUUUCGAUGAUCAUCAAUGGCACAAGGUUACGGUGCAUCGCCGCAUUCAGGAAAUCUCUUCGAUUACCAGUUUUUGUCGGCUUGUUACGGUUGUUGACGAUGUCUAUACGGAUCAUUCGCACAUCGCUGGCAAGUUUACCAUGCUCUCUUCUUCAAGAGUUUAUGUUGGCGGUGCUGUUAACCCAAGAGCAUUAUUGGGCGCCAGAGUUCACAAUAAUUUUGUUGGCUGUUUGAGAAAGGUUGAAUUCUCGGCGGACACUUUACUUUUAAAUCUAAUCGACUUGGCAAAAAGUGGCUCCAAACUCAUUCAGGUGGCUGGAAAUGUUGAAUAUCAAUGUCCUGUUGGCGACCCUCAAGAUCCUGUAACCUUUACAACACGGGAAUCUCAUUUGGUUUUACCGCCCUGGGAAACUGGCAAACAAAGUUCCAUUUCAUUUAAAUUCCGCACCAAAGAACCAAAUGGUUUGAUUAUCUUGGCAACUGGAUCCAAGCAACCCAGGUCGAAAAAUCCGGUUCUCUUUGCUAUUGAGCUGCUGAAUGGUCACAUCUACAUUCAUCUGGAUUUGGGUUCGGGCGCAGUCAAGGUUCGUGGCUCUCGCCGCCGAGUAGAUGAUGGCGAUUGGCAUGAUUUCACUUUGAGACGCAAUGGUCGUGAUGCUAAAGUUAGUGUCGACGGGGUCUGGAAUGAUUUCCGUACACCGGGUGAGGGCACUAUUUUGGAAUUGGAUGGCCAUAUGUAUGUGGGCGGUACUGGGCCCGCCUAUAACAAUGCCAAUUGGCCGCCAACUAUUUGGACGGCAACAUUGCGUCAGGGUUUCGUCGGUUGUCUGCGUGACUUGGUGUUGAGCUCGAAACAAAUUGACAUUGCGGCCUAUGCCAGGUUACAGGACUCGGCUUCUGUGAAGCCCUCCUGUCAUGUUCAGGCCAAUGUUUGUGCCGGCAAUCCCUGUUUGAAUGGUGGUACAUGCGUUGAAGGCUGGAAUCGACCCAUUUGUGAUUGUACCUCGACCCUGUAUUAUGGACCAACGUGUGGACGCGAAUCGGCUACUUUGGUGUUCAACGGAACCCAACACAUGACCGUGUGGCUGGGUAAUGGCCAAGGUACCAAAACCCAGACGGAAGAGCUACUGCUACGUUUCAAGACCAGCAGACCCACUGGUCUUUUGCUAAUGACCAGUGCGGAAUCGAAUUCGCCCGAUCGCCUCGAGAUAGCCUUGGUUGCGGGCCGGAUACGUGCCAGUGUAAGACUGAGUGAUCGUGAAAAGAACCUUUUGGCCGGCCAAUCCGUUUUAAACGACAACAACUGGCACACCAUUCGUUUCUCGAGGCGUGCCUCAAAUCUGCGUCUACAAGUUGACGGGGCUCCCCCUGUCAGGGGUAUGUUAUCGGAGACCAUUUUGGGACGCCACAGCACCAUCGAGAUACGCUCCAUACACUUGGGCGGCCUGUUCCAUGCCGAAGAAGAAAUACAAAUGACCUCGACAAUGCCGAAUUUCGUUGGACAAAUGCAGGGAUUCAUCUUCAAUGGACAGAGAUACAUCGAUAUUGUGAAAAGUCUUGGCCCUGAACUUUCGGCAUUACCUAGCGCCACCUUUAAACUAACUGCCCGAUUUGUCAACUCCCCACCAGGAAAUCCAUAUCAUGCAGCCACAUUCCGAUCCAAACACUCGUAUGUGGGUCUGCCAAUGCUGAAAGCAUAUUCGACCAUAUCAGUGGACUUCCGUUUCAAGACGGUUGAACCCAACGGCUUGCUGCUCUAUAAUGGCGGACGACGCAACGAUUUCGUUGCCGUCGAAUUGGUCAACGGCCACAUUCACUAUACGUUCGAUUUGGGCGAUGGCCCGAUAACGAUGCGCGACAAGAGUCGCCUACACAUGAACGACAAUCGCUGGCAUCAGGUCAGCAUUCGGCGACCUGGUCCCAAGACGCAUACUUUGGCCGUGGACGACUCGUUUGAGAUCAUAACGCUCUCGGGCAACAGUAUGCACCUGGAGUUGUCGGGCAUUCUGUAUAUAGGUGGUGUAUUCAAGGAUAUGUACUCGAAACUGCCGGCCUCAAUAUCGUCCCGUUCCGGCUUUGAGGGUUGUAUUUCUUCACUCGACUUGGGCGACACAUCACCAUCACUGACAAAUGACGCUGUAGUACCAAGCUCGCUUGUUGUGUCCGGUUGCGAGGGCCCAACAAAAUGUAGCCAAAAUGCAUGUGCGAACAGAGGCGUUUGUGUGCAGCAGUGGAAUGCGUACGCCUGCGAGUGUGAUAUGACAUCGUACACAGGACCGACAUGUUACGACGAAUCAAUUGCCUAUGAGUUUGGCAACAACAAGGGCAUCAUCCAGUACACCUUCCCCGAAAAUGCCCAGGCCGAUACGGAAGAGGAUAACAUUGCACUGGGUUUCAUAACCACAAAAUCGGAUGCUGUGUUGCUGCGCAUCGAAAGUGCCACCACCCAAGACUACAUGGAACUGGAGAUCGUCGAGGGCAACAUAUUCAUGUGCUACAAUGUGGGUACCCGUGACUUGCCUUUGGGUGAGAUCGGCACCAAAGUCAACGACAACACCUAUCACGUGGUAAGGUUCAGUCGCAAGGGUGGCAAUGCCACGCUCCAGUUGGAUGAUUACAAUGUUCAGACUUUGACGCCACAAGUCCACCAAUCAACCGUUUUCAAUACCAUGUCGAACAUACAAGUCGGAGGAAAAUUCAGUCGUUCGGGCCGGUCACGCAUCGAACGCCCCUUUGCCGGCGUCAUCGCCGGCCUGUCCGUGAACAAGUUGCGUGUCCUGGAUCUGGCGGUGGAACGUGACAGCCACAUAACCAUACGAGGAGAUGUUCAAUUGGUAACUGGAGUAUUAGAUAGAAAUGAUCUGCAAAGAAUGCAGCAGACACCGGCAAGUGGCUAUCCAGGUGCCAUCGAUGAUUUGAUAUUCUCUGGUGCUGGAUCGGGCUGUCGUGACGAUGACGAGGAUGAGUGUACACCACCCUUCGAGUCGAGUGGCGAUGACCUGAUCACCCCCGUCUAUGUGCCACCCACCAAACAGACCACCAUGCCUCAAAAUGUCAGUACCGACAAAACGAAUGGCACCGAACGGGCCUGCGAUGACGAAGAUUGCAUUCAUGGCUCGGGAGAUUAUGGCGAGACCACGGAACAGUUCACCUCGACGAGUACCGCCAAGGGAGCAGAAACACACAGCGAAGUGACCACCGACAGCGUUACACGAAGACAAGAUUCAACUACCGAACAACAGACCACAACCACUGUGGCCCAGACAACGCCACAGCAAACGACUGCUCUGAGCACCGUCGUGACCACAAGUCAAACUUCGCCACCAACUACCGUCCUUACCACAUCAUCGACGCAACGCACAACCAGCACCAGCACAACAACAACAACGACCACAACCACCACCACAACGGCAGCUACACCAAUACCCGAAAUACGCACCACAGCAACGGAACGGGAUACAACCACCUACGAUGUGGUGCACAUCUUCAAGUCGGACGACAAGAGUGAAAGCUCGAAUAUGAUUUACCCACAGAUACCCGAAGAUCGCCUGCCACCCCCACCGCCGCCACCACCCAUACACGACAAUGAUGGACUGCCCUAUUUCCCCCUGCCGCCUCAGACCCCACCCUACGGCAAUAACAAUUAUCGACCCAAGGGGAAGGGCGGUCGCAUCAACUCCAUCGAAGAGGAGCGCACAGCCAUGAUCAUCGGCAUCGUGGCGGGUAUCCUGAUCGCUGUAAUUUUAGUUAUUUUACUGGUUUUAUGGUUAAAAUCCAAUGGGGAUCGUAACUAUAAAACUGCUGGUGAAAAAACUAUUUACGGUACCCACAAUCCUAAUGCCUCACUGCUGGGCAACACGAGCACCAACGGCUCCUAUCACCAGCAGCGCCAGCAGUCGUCCACCACCAAUCACUUGCAAACGACGCAGGAUGCACGUUCGCGUUCUCACUCGGGCAUUGCCAUGCGCAACAAUGGCAACGCUGACAUGUGCGGACGAUCGCAGCCGAUGCGUGUCGAACGUGUCUAUCACGACUCGACGGAUCACAGCGAAGGCGAGGAUCGUCCCGGUCUAGUGAAAACGAAAAAACGUGACUCCAAAGAUGUCAAAGAGUGGUAUGUGUAAAUGUGUCACUCUCACUCACUCACUCUCUCUCUCCCUCCCUCUAUGUAUUUCGCUCUAUCUCUCUGUCUGUGUGAGCGCGCAGUGUAAACGAAUAAUAAACUAAUGUCAAAUUAGCAAUAACCAAACCAAAGAGUCAAACUUUAGCGAAAUUCCCGUGAAAUUAUAGCUCACACACACAAACACACAGGUGGGUCACACAAUUCCAAGUAUGUAUGUAUAAGUGAGUGCCCUUGUUGUCCAAAAAGUAAUACGAGGGUUGGGUAAACAGUCGAUAUUUAGCAACCAAAAAGAUGAAAAAAGUAUAUAACAAUUAUGACAUAUACAUAUUUAGUCUAGUUUAUUUAGAAGAGGCCUCGGUCAAUACAACAGCUCUAAACUACAAAAAGAAAAUAAUAAAAGCAAAACAAACAAGAACUUACAAAAUAAUAACGAUAAUGGAAAACAAAAAUCAGUCAAUGUACAAAUAAUUCAUUAAGAUGCAAUGAAAAUGAUAAUAAUUGGAAUGUAUUUCAUCGAAUUGGAGAUGGGUCACAACAGAGCUUUAGCCGAAAACAUUAUUAUCCAAGGAAUAUGAAAAGGUCAAAGGAGAAUCGAAUUCACACGGAUACAAACACACCAAUAAUUAUGACUCGCUAUUUGCAGAGCAUUAAUCAAACGAAUGUUCCUUUUUUCUACAAUGCAUUGUUGUUGGAGCUGUUUUGUUUUAAGGCAAAUAAACACCAAGAAAAUAAAAGAAAAAGAAAAACACACAUUAUACUUUUCUCCAAUUCCGAUGAGAUACAUUUCAAAAUCUGAUUAGAAUAUCUGUUUUUCGUUUUUUUUUUUUUUUUUUGGUUUGUUAAUACAUAGAAAUAUCCAUAUAAACACAUAGACUCAUGCAAACAUAUAGUAAUCGUAUACAUACAUAUAUCAUCAAUUCUAAUCAAUGAUAAUUCUAAUCAAUUACAUAUAUGUAUGUAUCUACUGAAAUGAAAUGAAAUGAAAUGAAGAGGAGAUUAGAAGACCAAACAACGGGAGAAUAUAAGAAAACGUCAAAGGGUGGCGGGAGUUUAAAAAAAGAAAACAAAAAUGAUAUUCAAGCCACAGGACUGAUGUGAUUUGAAGCCAAAUGUGAGGUCGUCGAGCUUUUGAAAGAAGCGGUUUCAAAUUCCCUAAAACAUUUAAAUGCCAAGGAUUAAUUCAUUGAUUAAUUCAAAGGGUAAUUUCUAGCGAGUUCUAUUAAAAUUGAGUUUGAAAAUAAACUUCGGUGAGUGUAUUUCUUUGCGUGUGUAAAUGGAGGAUAAGGCGUUACUUCAGUUGUAGUUUUUAUACCCUACACCACAUAGUGAUAAGGUCUUUGUCUUUGUAACAUAGAGAAGAAAGAAUGACAGCAAAAAAUGUGAAUUGGUCACCUUUGGCACAAAUUAUGGCCAUCAAACGUCCAAUGAAACUGUCACGCGAUGACCGAAAGUUGUUCUGCGGACACUUUGAUAUUUUUUAGUGCCAACCUUGCUUUCCAAAAUACUCCAGACACAAUAGUCCAAAGGUUUGGUAUCCGGUUUUGGUGACCAUUAUGCGCUGAAAAUGAAGCGAGGAACCUGAUUUGGGACCAUUCUUGGGUGCCGCAUGCUGAGUCCUGUUGGAAUGUCCAAGGUUUACUGCCAAAAUGUUUGCGUGCCCAAGGCUUUAAUACAACCUCCAGAAUAUUUUUGCGAUAAUAUUCGGCAUUUAUUCUGAUGCCACGGUCGAUAAAUACGAGUGGAGAGCGACCAUCGGCUGUUAUGACGGCUCAUACCAUCACCAUGGCCGGCGCUUGAGUUCUGGUGGCCAACCGAAGGUGCACAUUUUCAGCUGACCUCUUUGGCAAGUAAACACGAUCAUUUUGUUUGUUUACAAACUGCUGAACAAGGAAUGUUUUCUCAUCGGAGAAAACCAAAUUCCCCACUUUCGGCCAAGCGAAAUUUUGGAAUUUCAAUGGCUUUACCCCGACCUCAUUUUUCAAUAUUUCCGAAAGUAUAUUGCGAUAUGUUCAUGCAUUUUGACACAUAUGUUUCAACCGAUUUAGUGUUAAAGUCCCUCACAUGCACCCACAAGAAUAUUUGGUACCAGAUAUCAGAUGUAGUCCAGAAAUAACUCUGUCAAAUUUUAUCGAGAUCGGAUCAGAUUUUGAUCAGUUUAUUGUGCACCAAAUGGCUAAUAUCAGCCCAAAUGAAUUGACUCUUGGCAAUUCCGACUGAAUUCAUCCAAAAAACACGAUUUGGAUAUACAUUUUUGCAAAUCCGAGGGAAUUCAGUCCAGAAGCCAGUACUUCAAAUUUUGGUGAAAAUCGGUUCAGAUAGCUAUUAUAUAUAUAUUUCAUCGGAUUUAGUGUUAAUGUCCCUCACAUGCGUAAUAUGCACUCCACAACAAUGAUAUUUGACAUCAGAUACAGCUCGAAAAUACCUCUACCAAGAAACACGAUUUGGAUAUAUAUUUUGGGACUUCCGAAGGAAUUCAGCCCAGAAGCAAAUACUUUAAAGUACUUUGAAAUCGUUUCAGAUAGCUCCUAUAUAUAUAUGUUUCAUCCAAUUUAGUGUUACAGGGACUUUAACAUGCGUAUGAUGUACUCCACAACAAUGACAUCUGGUACCGGAAAUCAGAUACAGCUCGAAAAUACCUCUACCAAAGAUCGGUUCAGAUUUGGCUUCCAAAGACAUACUCAUCCGAUUUUACGGUUAUUGUUCACCAUAUAUGUAAUAUCAACACAAAUUGGAUAUCAACACUUGCGGGAAAUUUGGUUACAUAAAAAUAGGUAUGGAUCUACUUAUUGAGGAAUAUAAAACAGUCUUCGAAGGAUUCUAGUAAUUUUCAUCUGAAGAAUAUAUUUUGAAAAAAUUGACUAACGGAAAUUUGUUUAAGUCAGGAUACUUCCUUUUCUUAGUUUCUACUGCAGUAAUUUUAGUUUGUGUAUAUUUUUAGGACACAUUCUAAGCUUCUUAUACUUCCAAAUAAGAAGAAAAAAAUUUAGUUUUUUUUUUAAGUCGCAUGAGUGCUGAGUUGGCCGCUAAAAAAAUUUCCCAUCUACUCAGAAGUGAACAUUUCUAUCAAAUCGAUUCCAAUUCAAUUUAUUUUCACUUUAGUCUCUUAAGUAACUUAAAGGGAAUUUAAUACACAUUUCUUUGAAAACUCGAACGAUAAUGACUGUGACUGAAACGCUCACAUGAUACAGACGGCCUCAAUGUCACUUCAAGGUUGUUUGAAUAUUGUUAUUUGAUAUUCAUUCCACCCCCAAUCCUCAACUUCAAAUAAAUACUGCAAGGAGGAUACCAAAACUUUAUUUCAACUAGAAAUGAAACAAAUAGAAAACGAUUAAUUUAGAUAGCUUUUAGACUUCGUCGAGAACUUCUAAAACAAACACAAUCAUAUUCACUUUUGUGGGGGACUCCCUCUCAGCCACUCUCCCCCUCAAAAUCUCCCGUACAAAUGAUUGAAAAAGAUAAACCACUUCGAAUGUUAGACCAUUAAACAGGAACAUGAAAACAGAGAAAAGCAUAAGGAUAGGAAUAAGAGUAGAAAGAAGAAGAAAAACAAGAGUACUUUAAGAAUUUGUGCCAUAGUAAUUUAAGGAACAAAGAAAGAACCUAAGUUUAGAUCUGAUUUGUUUUAUUUGUUGUUUGGUACUUGUAUUCGCGCUGUAAAGUCCUAGUGUAUGUAUGUAUGAAUGAAGAAUGUAGAUAAUGUGAGCGAUUAGUUAGAUGCCAUUGUAUUAUACAGAUAUUACAAAACAAAACAAACAAACGAACCCAAAUAUAUGACAAACUCAUACACACACACAUACAUAUGUACAUAUCCUUGUAUGUAUGUCUAUGCGUAAUCUUAAAUAAAUUAAAUGUAACAAAUAGAAGAAAAUGCUUUAAACCCCUCCCCCUCUGAAUGUAUACGGACACACGAGUGCGAGUGUUUCGUUAGUCAAAAAUAUGGUACUCUCUCUCACGCUCUCAUACACGUGACAAUAGAGAAGUAGUGACAUUUUAGCAAAACCCAUGAGAGCAAGAGAGCACACGUAGGAGAUAAGGUGUAAAAUAAUUAAACGAAUAUGCUAAUGUAACUCCUCCCCUUCCCCUCGUAUAAUGAAAUGUGUAAUAUUUUUAGCAAGUUAGGCUUAUUUUUUUGUAAGAAUAUUAAGAAAUGCAAGCAAAAACAACAAAACAAAAGAUAAAUAUUAAAAACGAAGGAGGAGAUUUGUUGAUUGUUUUUUCCGUUUGUUGUUAGGAAGUAAAAAUCGCUGGAAAUUGAAGUGGUUUUCUUAAUAAAAAUAAAUACACACACAAAAAAAAAAAAUAAAUAAAAACUAAAAAAACAAAAAUUAAAAUCUAGGCAAAGAUGAAAUCUUUAGAAAAUACUUUAAAACAAUAUUACGCUAAAUCUUCAUAUACUUUAAUAUUAAAUAAAAACGAAGUACACAAGAGGUUAAUGUUCAGCAAAUAGACACAGACACACUCACACACUUUACACACUCUUUAAACAUUUAAACAAUACACUCUUACGGUAUGGGUAAAUACCAACACAUGCAUACGCAACUUUGCAAAAGGUCCUUAAUUUUAGAUUCCUUUAUUUAUUUCCCUCUCUAAACUUAAACCGUUAUUGUAAAAUUUACUUAAAACAACAAGGUGCUGUAAUCUAUUAAAACAAAACAGAAUAAGACAAAAAAAAAAAAACUGAAAAUGAACAAAAUAAUGGAAAUUAUUAACUAAUUAUACAAAAAAUAAAUACCCCUUCAGCGUAUUUAAAAAUAACACAAAAAUCCUAUUAUUAAAUUUCAUUUCACUCUUUAAAAAUUAAAAACAAAAAAAAUGCAAAUAUUAUUAAACAUAAAAAACAACUUCUAAAAAUCGAUUAUAUACACAAUUACACAUACAUUACACACACAUUUAUAUACAUAGAUAAUAAACAAGCGUUUAGACAAAUAUAAAUAUAUACACUUAUUACUUACAAACUUAUAUAAGGGCUUUAAAUUAUUUUUAAGAAAAACAAAAACAAGAAAUGACAAAAAACAACAACUCUUUUUUUCGUUUAGAAAGCUUAAUUUAUAACAACUCUAUAUAUAUUUAAAAAGAAAAAACAGCAGCGACUGGCUACAAAACUUAUUAAUAAUCUACAAAAUGUUAAUGGAAUCAACAAUACCCACUACAAUACAGCAACAACAAACAAUCCAAGAGAAUGCAGCUCAAAACAAAUAUCAAUAUUUUCCAAAUUGAUUGGGAAAACACGAAACAUUUCGUAUUCAAAAGAAAUAAACCUUUCGUUUAUUCUUUCUUGAUCAUCUGCCAGGGAAGAGAAGAAAAGUGAGGGAAACAAGGAGACCAUUUACGGAGCAAUGGAACGUAUAUACCAUAGAGUCUACCUUGUGGACUAAAUAAUGAAGAAUAUGAGUCUUCUGUCUAAGGAAGUACUAAAUAAUGUCCGAAUUAUUUCCAUACAGACAGAAUUUAAUAUCCACACCUUUUGCAAUAUUAGAGUUGUAAUUCAUAUAACUUCACUUGUAAUUUCUAAUAUUUCCCUUGUAAUUCGAUAUUCGCAAAAUUUCAAUUGAAAUUCGAGAAAUUCAUUUGUGAUUCGAAACGUCUCAAUCGUAAUUGGAGAAUUUCAGUUAUAAUUCAAAAAAUUCCAAUUUUAAUUCGAAUUAUUACAUUUUUAUACACUGAGCCAUAUGGCUAAGGAGUGUAUAUAUCAUUUGAUACGGCCAAAACUUGCCUCAUAGAAAUAAUGGUUUUACACCCUAGGUCUCUUUGGACCAAAUUCGUUUCAGGACAUUUGGAAUCGAUCUAGCGAUGUCCGUCCGUCUGUCCGUCCGUCUGUCUGUCUGGUUGGUACGCAGGAUAACUCUCGAAGGGAGUAUCCGAUUUGAUCCAAACUUGGUACAUUGUACUAUUAUUGUCAAACUUAGAUCGAGUUCGGAGAUGGGCAAUAUCGGUACACUCCUUUUGGAACCUCCCAUACAAAAUCUCAACAUUUUCUAAGAAAAUAAAUUACUGCACAGAAAAAGAAGGGAUAAUCAGAUUUUGCUCCUAAUAUUUGCAUCAGAGCUAGUUUAUGUGCGAAAAUUGACGAUAUCGGUCUACUCCAACAAGUUCCGCCCCCACAAAGGGUCAAAAUUUUGAAUAAUUAUAACUCUUAUAAAAAGUAAUGUAAAUGUCGCAUUAUCUUCAAAUUACACACAUCACAAUAUUUUCAUUAACCUAAGGGUUGGUGUGAAGAUCAAAUAUAUCGGUAAACUUCCCCCACAAAUGGUCAGAGUUUUGAAUAUUCAUGAAGCUCAUAAAACACGAAAUUAGCAUCCAAUUCCAUUCAGACUUGGCACAUCUCAAUAUUUCCAUCAACACAACAUCAUUCAUAAAGAUGAUAGAGAUCGGAUCAUUCCUUCUGGUACCUCCCCACAAAGGGUCAAAGUUUUGAAUAACGAAAACGAUCAAAAAUCUGAAAUAAGCAUCCGGCUCUUUUCAAAUUACACACAUCACAACAUUUUUAUUAAACCUAGGUCUGGUGGGAAGGUGGAAUAUAUCGGUCCACUCCUUUUGAUAUCUGCCCCACAAAGGGUCAACAUUUUGAAUAUUCAUAAAACGCGAAAUUAUUCUUCGAUUUCGUUCAGACUUGGUACUUCUCAAUAUUUGCACCAACACAAGAUCUGUCAUAAAGAUGGUAGAGAUGGAACGAUUUCUUCUGGUACAAAAAAAAAAAACGCUUAAAGCAAGCGAAAUAAUAAAAAUAAUAUAUCUUUGCCGUUAUUGGAUUCUCUGUUCAUAAACUUUACUCAAAGAGCUCAAAUAAAUUCGCAAAUAAUGUAUUUGCCAGGUAUUUUGCUCUGAAAACUGGAAAUUUAACCCCCACCUCUUUUUCUUCUCCUUUUCUCUGAAGUUGGUCAAUUACAACAAAUAAUUUAAUAAAAACAAAAGAAAAGCUUAAAUCAAAAAUUAUUUGCAAUAAUUCAAAGCACCAGUUCUAAUUUUGAGUUGCAUUUGUCUAAUCCAAAAAAAGUAAAACACAAAAAAAAAACAAAUAGAUUUUGGCAUAUUUUUGAAGACUUGAAAAAAUACUUUGAACAAAAUUUUUCGCAUACAUAUGUCACGAGAAGACUUAUGGAAUUUUUUUGUAAAAAAAAAAACAAAAAAAAAACUCAAACAUAUCAAUAUUGAUUAAAACAAAAAACCAACAAGAAACCAAAAAUAACAAAUGAAUGAAUAAAACACUUUUUGUUUAUAUACAACAGCAUUUGAGAUAUACAAUUUUUUACAAUUUUUUUUGUAUUAUUGAAAGCUUUUUUGUACACAAUCAAAUAUAUCUCAAAAACAACAACAACAAGAAAAUCAACAUGAACUAUUAACAAAUGCUUAAUUUUUGUUUUUACAAACAAAAAAUAUACGAUUUUCAUUACCUUUGCCUGGCAUACAAAUCUAUUAUUUGUUCCGAAACUAAAUAUUUAUUACACACAGACACACACACACAAACAAAGUUAAAGCUGCACAAGGAACUUUUUGCAUUUAUAAACAGUAAAACAAACAACAACAUUAUCUCAAAAUACCAAUUUUUUCCAUUUAAUUCUGCUUUUUGAUCGAAUUUUCUAGAGCCACAUUUUCCACAAGAAAAAAAACCAAAAAGGACAAAACCAAAGGGUUGUGCGAUUGAUAUUAAAACAGUACAGUGAAAUUGGAGUUUUAAAACAAAAAAAUAUAAAGAAUGAUCGGAACUGUAAUCACAAAUUUAUUGGAUAUUAGAUAACCGGCAAUUUAUAAACUACAAUAUUGCAAAGUUCAAUAACAUAAUGUCGUUUUUAAUUAUGACACAUAUUAACUAGACGAAUAUUGGGAACAAGUCUUCUAACAAAAAAUUCUUUAUUAAAGUCCUUUUUUCUGAAUAUUUUCCAUUGGGUUUUUGGGGCUAAAUUUCUCCAUGUGUUAGAUUUUAUGAUACAUUUGGGAUAAUUUGAAAUAUCUCUAGUUUAGUAAAAACACUUUGAUUUUUUCGAAAUAUUUUCCAGAGGUGGGUAUUUUUACCUUGAUUUCGGGAAACUAUUUUUUUCAUGGGGGACGGACCCGGAACCCCAGGUUUCUAACCCGAAAGUCCAGGUUCAAGACCCGGAUCCACUUAUAGGUAUCGUUUGAAGGCUUAUGAAAUUACCUAUCCAACAAGUGGUUACAUAAUUGGGUUAUUUAUAGCGGUUCUGAAGUUCUUGUCAAAUUAUCGAUUGGACUCCGAAUUUUUAUAAAACCACCAAAAAGGCGAAAAAGGGACAACAAAAUUUAUGCCAAAUUAUAGCUUACACUCUUAUCUUUCCAAAAUGCUACAAUUUGUGUCAAAAAAUUGGAGUCACGGGUCCGCCCCCAAGAAAAAAUAAGUUUCUCGAAUCAGGGUAUAUAUAUACUACCUGUGAAAAAAAUCGAAAUCCGAAAUAUUUGCAUAAGCAUGGUUGGUUGAAAUUUAAAAAUUAUUCAAUACGCUUUUGAACUAAUACAGAUCCAUCAUUAGAUUUUUCUUUGGCGUUACUCGUUAAAAAAAUAAAUAAAAACAACGACAACGUUGGGCGCCAUUGUGCCUUACGGCAUGAAUGUUCAUAUCGUAAAAAAACCUACUCCUCAUCGUGUAAGAGGAGAGCCGAUUGAUAUGUUAAACUUGACUACGUAACUUUACAGUACUUGGAGAUUUCGCCCUCCUGCUGAGGUGGUUGAGGUCUAUAAUCUAAAUUAUGUUCUUCCUUCCAUCACUUUUCCCUCUUGCGACCAUGAAGUCCUGCAUUGUUUGUAUAAGAUCCUUACUUCUAGUUCAAAACACCCUUCCGAUCCAAAUUUCGGGGUUUGCAAACAGUUACUAGCUUGGCCUUUGGCAAGAUUCGCCAAAGCUUUUAACUCACUUUUCUCUUUUGCGACCAUGAAGUCUUGCAUUGUUUGUCCUAACUUCUAGUUGAAAACCCCCUUUCGAUCCAAAUUUCGGGGUUACAAACAGUUAAUAGCUUGGCCUUUGGCAAUCUUCGCAAAAAUUGGCUGUACAAGGAAAUCAUAAGAUAUAUAUAUAUAUAUAUAUAUAUAUUUUUUUUUUUUUUGUUUUUCCGCACCUUAUUAAGGGAAUUUAACUAGAAAAAGAGAGAUUUGUGUAAUGCACUCUGAGAGAAUAGCUUUGCCCAGAAAGUACGGGCAGCUGGGAACCAUGCUACUAUGUUUUACACCGCUGCACCCAGGAAAAGGUAGUAAAAGAUAACAUCGUAUUUUUUGUUGUUUCUCUGGAAGCAAAGACUUAUUUGAGAGAACGCAUUUUGAGUUAUCAUAAUAAAGGAGAUAAAUCCACCUGGUGUCUUGUCCCAUCUUUAUACUUCUAUGUCUUUGCUGCAAAUUUUACUAGUUUUUUAGGGAAGCGAAACAAUAAAAACAAAUAACCUGGCUAUGUUAAAACAAAAAAAGUAACGAUACAUCUUUUGAUGCUUAAAAAAACGCUCUAAGAAUCUGCCGUCUAUUCCCAGGAAUAUAAUAUCAUUUACCCAGUUUCCAAGCCAUUUUUGGAAUAAAUUAAAUAUUCUUAGAGCUAUGGUUAAAAGUAUCACAAAUUUUCUGCACCAUGUUUUCUGGUUGUAACGUAGAAGAGCGAAAAUAGAUCUGAUUCGAGGCAUUCCCCACCGGCAAAAUUGAAAAAGUAUUGAUGAUACCACCAACAACAUUUUAGCAUAUAUAAUAUUUAGCAAAAUAUCUAGAAAGUCAAAUUCGAUUUCAAAAUCUUCUGAGGCGUAUUGAAAAAAAAAAAACGGAUUAAUUUUAAAUAUUUUAUAUAUUUUAGUGGGAAUGAAAGUGAAAUUGUUUUUUUUUAUUUUGAUGGGAACAGAUUAAUCGCACAACACUUCGAAUCGUUUAAAAAAAAUCACACCAUGCUUAAAACAAAACCAAAACAGUUUCAAAUAUUUUAGUUUUGUUUGUUUCUGUAACAGAGAUGUCCCACCAUUUUUUUAUGUAAUGCAAUUAAAAAAGUUUACAACAAACCGUAAAAGAGAAAAUACAAAUAAACAGAGCAGAGUUACUAAAUAAUGCAUGUCAUCAAUUACCAGGAGAAUCUAUAAAUGCCUCUUCCCCCAAACUAGAGCCCCGUUAAUUUUUGUUAGGCUUCAAACUCAUUCCUAAACAACAACAAAAACACCAAAUUUACUUUUUUUAUUCCUUCCAAAACACUAUAUAAAUACAUAUAUUACGAUAUUAAUAUUAUAUUCACAUAUAUAUAAGGGUGUACUGAAAAAAGCUAAUCUUUUUUGUGUAAGUCUUAUUAGGGAUGCUUAUUACAAAACUUUUUUUCUUGUAAUAAGUUUUUUUGAAUAUAUGUACAUAUUUAUUGAACAAUAAAAUUGGAUUUUAUUCAUUGAAAUAUUUGGCCAAUUUUCUAAAAAUUUAACUUUUUCGGUACCCCUUAAUAAACAAAGGAGUCCUGAGUCAGACAAAUGUAACUGUAAAUGUUUAUGUUUUCAAGGUGUACUACGUCUUUAGGUUCAAGUUUGAAAUCGGAUGUUUGUAUUUGGGAGCUAAUAUUUAAUAUUAUAUGUCUAAGAGCUAUAUCAAGAUUUGAAAUAAUUUCUACAAAAUGUCUCAGAGAUACUUCUAAGAUGUAUUUGAAACUUUGUACAGACUAAAAUACAUAUAUUGUGCCGAAUAGAGUGCUUAGUGCGACAUUGUAAGGUAUUGAAAAUCAAAUCGGUAAAAAGGUAUAUUUUGGGAGCCUGAUCCGAAAAUCGCAAAAUUAUAUGGACUCUGUGUGUUUUAAGCCGUUUUUUAAAUAAUUAUGAAAUGGGAUUAAAAUAAAUAUGGCCAAAUUUGAAAUCAAUUUCAAUAGUAUUCUUCCUUGAGCCAAACAAAUGAACUGUACAAAAGUCGGACGGACCUGCACAAAUCGGCAUAUCAAGAAAGUAAUGGGACUGUCUUGUUACAAACAAAGGCAUAGUAGUCUGUACCACAGUCCGGCGUAGGGUUAAAAAAAACAGUGUGUUCUGAUUCCGAAACACUCAAUUUUGAGAAGACUGUUAACAGUUUAAACAGACCCGCUAUGAAUUCAAACAUUUGUGUUUUACUUUGUCUCAUUUCCAGAAUGCGAAAAUCUAUUAAUUUAGAAAAUCGUAUUGGAAAGCCUUUCCCGUACCCAUUUUAUACCCUCAGUCAUAUGAUACGACCAAAAGGUGUAUCAUCGAAAUAUAGGUUUAAGAGCCUAGGUCUCUUUGGACCUCUUUAUUUAACAUUAAUUAACAUCCGAUUCCAUUCAGACUUGGCACAUCUCAAUAUUUCUAUAAACACAGGAUCUGUUAUAAAUAUAGUAAAGAUCGGAGCAUUCCUUUUGGUACCUCACCCACAGAGAAAUCCGAUUUUUAAUAACAAAACGCCCUAAAAUAGCGAUAUAAGCGUCCGAUUCUUUUCAAACUUCACGCAUCUCAAUACUUUUACUAUCACAAGAUAUGGUGUAAAAAUUAUAGAUUUUGGGCUAUCCCUUGUUGUACCAACCCACCCCCCCCCCCCCCAAAAAAAAAAAAAAAAAAUCUUCAUUUUAAAUACCAAAAUGCCUCAUAACUUGCGAAACAUGUCUUCGAAACCACCCCCAUAAAGGCUUAACAUUAUGUAUUAUAAAUAACAGAUGGCCAAAUAAGUUUAAAUAAAGGGACAAGAGCUGAGUGUAAACUUCCGUAGGCAAAAUCCGACUGAUACUUUUUAACUUGUAUUUUGAGUAAUAAUCUCACAAAAAAAAAAAUGGGAAGUAAGUUUAUUGGUCGUUGACAUUGCCCCUAAGUUAAAAAUUGUUUGCUAGCUUCCUCUCCCGCCUGUCUUAGUGAAUAAUUUCUCUCCGAUCGAUUCAGACAGUUCGCUUGUUUUCAAAUGAUUAAAAACUGUGCCAUAGCUUUCAUUUACAUAGGCUUUCCUCUUCUACGUUUACAUUGACGUUACAGUUACGUUUGUCUAAAUUCAGCUUAUCAUCUUAUACACGUUUUUUAUACACACUUGUAGGCUAAUAUAUACUCUUUAUUACAUCUUAAUUGUAGUAUAUAUAUACAUACCUACAUACAUUGCAUAUAUAUAGUAUAUACAUAUUGUUACAUACAUAUAUAUACACAUAUACAUACAUAUAUACAAAUAAAAUUAGAAUACAAUGAAAAGAAACAGAAUGAAUAACGAAAAGUAUAGCAAAUGCAAACAACAGAGUAACAAAAGGUUUAGAAAAUUGAAUACAAAUUAAAAAGCAAAAAUACAACAAAUUACAAACAAUUAAUACGAAACAAUAACAGAUACAGAGACAUAUAAACAACGUAUAAUCAAUCAUAAAUAUAAAUAUUUAUUUUUUCAAAAAGUUCUAUACUUUAUUAGAAGCUCAAAAAAAGUUGUUUUUAGAUCUUCUUAAAUUUUGGCAUAAUAUUAUUAUUUUUUUUAAUAUAAUGGAAACUAUACUGGAAUACCCGUAUGUUUUAUAGAACCCGAUUCCAUUUAAGAUAUUUUACAGAAUUUCUGAACAAACCUCACUUAACCUUUCAAAGACAUCUGCCAAUAGUUCAUUUAUAUUCUGAAAAGUCCCUUUAUAUUCUAAAAAGGAAAAAAAUUCAAAAUAUUUUCAAUCAAAAAUAACUUCAAUAUAAAACGGGCAUAAAAUGGCAAAACUGAAGAAUUUUUCACAGUGUAGAAAAUUCAAAAUAAGAAAACAAAACCCUGGGAAAAGCUAAAAGGCAAUCAUGCAAAAUUGGAUUCCCAUAUGUCUAAAGAAAUAACAAAUGUGUCCAGUAUAGCCCAAUCCAAAGUUGACUUGACUUUCGAAAAGAAAGCUCCAAACGUUAGUAAUUUCUUAGAAUUCGAUUUCUGUUUAGCAUACUUUCAAAUGCUUUUAACAUUUUACUUCGAAACACUCAUUCAAAAUUAUGACACCAAAACCAAUUCAAUUAUUUAUUUUUAGGAAAAAAUAUUUUUUCUAAACAUAAUCUUUUUGAAAAAGCUUCUUUUUUUGGUUAUUUCCAACACACCCAUACUAUUUCAAUACAAAGAAAAUAACAGUUGGGCAGCUAC
Molecule: messenger RNA, 19904 nt
Organism: Musca domestica (house fly)
Lineage: Eukaryota; Metazoa; Arthropoda; Insecta; Diptera; Muscidae
Product: neurexin-1
Exons: 16
Coding region: 1324-6888 (1854 amino acids)
Source: RefSeq, a predicted model, not a curated record